Molecule: messenger RNA, 1983 nt
Organism: Aspergillus novofumigatus IBT 16806
Lineage: Eukaryota; Fungi; Ascomycota; Eurotiomycetes; Eurotiales; Aspergillaceae
Gene: dhh1
Product: DExD/H-box ATP-dependent RNA helicase DHH1
Exons: 2
Coding region: 338-1687 (449 amino acids)
Biological process (GO): cytoplasmic stress granule assembly; P-body assembly
Cellular component (GO): P-body; cytoplasmic stress granule
Molecular function (GO): ATP binding; mRNA binding
Source: RefSeq, a predicted model, not a curated record
AAUUUGACUUUCUUUUCUUUCCUACUUCUGGCUAUCAUGGCAGACGCUCUUGCAAAUCAACUCAACAACACAAGCUUAGGGUAUGUUCACGUUACCAAGUGGCAGCUGUUUUCAGUUCGAGAUAACUCAACUCAUACACCCUCUACAGGGAAGCAAACUCGGAAAUGAGGUGGAAAGAACAAUUGAAUAUGCCUGCGAAAGACGCAAGACCGCAGACUGAGGUUUGUGGCUUAAUAAUGGUGUCACUCUUGCAUGUGCCUCGUGUCUAACCGAGUUGUAGGAUGUGACCGCCACUAAAGGCCUUGAAUUUGAAGACUUUUAUAUCAAACGAGAGCUUAUGAUGGGCAUAUUUGAGGCUGGGUUCGAGAAACCUUCUCCAAUCCAAGAAGAAACAAUACCAGUCGCUCUUACAGGCCGCGAUAUUCUGGCUCGCGCAAAGAACGGCACCGGCAAGACAGCAGCUUUCGUUAUCCCUACUCUGGAACGCAUCAAUCCUAAAAGCACAAAGACUCAAGCACUCAUCCUUGUACCAACAAGAGAGCUUGCGCUCCAAACAUCCCAAGUUUGCAAGACUCUUGGAAAGCAUCUGGGGAUCAACGUCAUGGUCACUACCGGAGGGACGGGUUUGAUGGAUGAUAUCAUAAGACUGAACGACGCUGUGCACAUUCUCGUGGGGACUCCAGGAAGAGUAUUGGACUUGGCGAGCAAGGGCGUUGCGGAUCUUUCGGAGUGUCCUACAUUCGUCAUGGAUGAAGCUGACAAGUUGCUGUCCCCUGAAUUUACACCCGUCAUUGAGCAGCUCUUAUCAUUUCACCCAAAGGACAGACAGGUGAUGCUCUUCAGUGCCACCUUUCCGUUAAUUGUCAAAUCAUUCAAGGAUAAACAUAUGCGCAAUCCUUAUGAGAUUAACCUUAUGGAUGAACUUACUCUACGAGGAAUCACCCAAUACUACGCUUUUGUGGAGGAAAAGCAGAAGGUCCACUGCCUGAAUACCCUAUUCUCAAAGCUUCAAAUAAACCAGUCGAUCAUUUUCUGCAACUCCACCAACCGAGUUGAACUUCUUGCGAAGAAGAUCACAGAGUUGGGCUACUCUUGCUUCUACUCGCACGCUCGAAUGCUCCAGCAACACAGAAAUCGAGUUUUCCACGACUUCCGCAAUGGUGUUUGUCGCAACCUCGUCUGCUCCGAUUUGCUCACUCGAGGUAUCGAUAUUCAAGCUGUGAAUGUUGUCAUAAAUUUCGACUUUCCGAAGAAUGCGGAAACAUACCUUCACCGGAUCGGUCGAUCUGGUCGUUUCGGACACUUGGGUCUUGCCAUCAAUCUCAUAAAUUGGGAUGACCGCUUCAAUUUGUACAAGAUCGAGCAGGAACUGGGAACAGAAAUACUGCCAAUUCCCCAGAAUAUUGACAAGAAGCUAUAUGUCUAUGAUUCUCCAGAGACAAUUCCUCGUCCUAUCUCCAAUCCAUCACAGCCACGUCAAAUAACCAAUACUCCGGCAAAUACGAGCACUGCAGACCGCCGCCAUCAUAAUCAUCCAAAUAGUGGGCAAUACCAGUUCAAUCGAGGCCGGGGUUCAUACCGUGGACGGGGGCAGGGUCAGCGCCGGAGCGCACAAACCGAAACCAACAAGUUCGGUCACCCUCAGGGCCAACACAGUGGCAAGGCUUCAACAGCGCCAGUGUCAUGAUUUCGCUGUUGUUAUCUCUCACUUGCUUGGAAUAAUGACCUGAAUGUCUACGAUCAGUUCGCCUCCUUUUGCUUGCACUCGACCAAUGAGAGACCCUCCCGCACUUUGGGGCCUCCUGUCCUUUUUCCGAUUCAUUUGCUUGGCUCUGGCGAUCUAUUUAUUCCCUCUGAUUUACUGCGCGCACAUCUUGCCGUUCUCUCCUCUUUUACCUUGAGAAGCGGGUUUUGUUUUUCGAAUUGUCUGUACGGUUUGCACUACUUCAUUGUAGUGUAUGUGGCUUUUUUCUUUAGCCGCUA